UUGACGUUCAACUCACUACACUGUUUUGGAAGACCUACAACCAAGAUGACGGCCAUCAUUCAUAGAAGCAAUGUUCUCCAGCAUCAAAUUAUGGUUGCUGAGACGGUGAAGUACCCGGUGAACUACCCGGCCCUCAUCCCGCUGUCACCAUCCGUGGCGGGCCUCGGCUACAACACGUGCUCGUCCUCGCUCCUGCACGCGGCCAACUACUCGCCCAGCCACAUCAUGGACUCCAAGGCCUCCUCAGGCCUGCAGGGUGGGCAGGACACGCCCGUAGGCCUGGGCGCCCCCGGCCUGAGCAUUCCCUCCACGCUGGAGCUCGCCGCACAGCUCCGCAAGAAGGAGAUCUUCACGCAGCGCAAGCAGCGCGAGUUCAUCCCCGAGAACAAGAAGGACGAGUCGUACUGGGACCGGCGGCGCCGCAACAACGAGGCGGCCAAGCGGUCCCGCGAGAAGAGGCGCUUCAACGACAUGAUCCUCGAGCAGCGCGUCGUUGAGCUCUCCAAGGAGAACCACGUGCUCAAGGCCCAGCUCAACGCCAUCAAGGACAAGUACGGCAUCCUGGGCGAGACGCUCAUCAACAUGGACCAAGUGAUCGCAAACAUGCCGCAGACGGAGCAGAUCCUCAACAAACGGACCAAGUUCUCGCAGGCGCUCAUCACUCUGGGCAGCCCCCCCUCCGUCACGUCGCUCCUCAGCCCCAACGGCAGCUGCGCCUCCAGCCCCCCACCCCCCAACGCCCACUUCCAGGACCCUGAGUCCCCCUCGCAGUACUCCCACUACGCCCCGCCCGUCCAGAUGGACGACCACGAGAGCCCCUACGACGCGCCCUCGCAGCAGUACCCACCGACGUCCGCGAGCGACCUCUACCACAGCCAGAACGCCCUCAACCUGUCCGCCCGCACCACAUGGACUACUCGCCCAGCGACGUCGAGCUGUCGCGACGCUCGCCCGUCAGCGAGGCCGGCUCGUCGCUGCCACACAAGCUGCGCCACAAGAGCCACCUGGGCGACAAGGACGCCGCGCAGUCGCUGCUGGCGCUGCACGGCAUCAAGACGGAGCCACACGACGCCCACCACGAGGCCGCCGAGGACUCCGUCGGCUCCUCGGACGAGCGCGACUCCGGCAUCAGCUACUCCUCCUCCUCGCCGUGCUCCGACUACCACCGGACGUCGGACACCAGCUCCUCGCCCAUCUCCGGGGACGCAGAAGACAGCCUGGAGUACGAGAACACACACCUCAGAUCCGAGCUGGAGCGGCUGGCGAGCGAGGUGGCGACCCUCAAGUACAUGUUCGUGCGCAGACCGCGCUCCGAAACGGACUCGGACGGGUCGCGCUGAGGACGCGGCCGCGGCGGACACCUUCUCCCCUCCGGUGUGUGAAUGCGUGCAAAAGUGAGUGUGGCUGUGAAAUGGGCGUGCGAAACCGCGCCCAUGUGACGUGGGCGGCCCGUGACGAGUGUGAUAUUCACACGACGGCGGACGAACUUAAUGCCCGUGACUCGAGAGCGCCCGAAAAGGCUCCUCUCGGCGUAUACGUCAAGCAGAUUGUACCUAUGUAUUUUCUCUGAACAUAUACAGACUGUAAAUACUUUUGUGCCAUUAGAAAUUAUAUGUUUUGUGAUCCUCUUGCA
This is a messenger RNA of Penaeus monodon (black tiger shrimp), 1633 nucleotides long. RefSeq names its product nuclear factor interleukin-3-regulated protein-like (gene vri). The record is from RefSeq and is a predicted model, not a curated record. Gene Ontology annotation, molecular function: DNA binding; DNA-binding transcription factor activity. Gene Ontology annotation, biological process: regulation of DNA-templated transcription; circadian rhythm. Gene Ontology annotation, cellular component: nucleus. Lineage: Eukaryota; Metazoa; Arthropoda; Malacostraca; Decapoda; Penaeidae.